Molecule: messenger RNA, 2160 nt
Organism: Didymodactylos carnosus
Lineage: Eukaryota; Metazoa; Rotifera; Eurotatoria; Philodinida; Philodinidae
Source: the annotation of a GenBank genome assembly
AUGCUUCCCUGGGGUACUCCAGAAGUUACAUUUGCUGCUUUAGAUUUUUUAUCAUUUAUGACUACAAUUUGUUCUCGAUUAGCUAAAUACGAUUUAAACCAUUCAAGUACACACCGGCCACGGCUGCUCUAGCUAGUUUUUCCAUCAAAAUUCUGUGGCCUACUCUGUCGAAAGCCUUAGUAAAAUCAAAAGCGAUACCAACUGCUAAUUUCUUACUUUCUAAAAGUUUUGCUUAUUCAAUAGUAACAUGCAGCAGAGCAUCUACGGUCGAAGAAUGAGGUCAAAAACCAUACUGUACAUGCGAGAAAAAACACGUUUUAUUCAAAUAAUUUAAUAGUGGUCUAUGUAUCAGCAUUUCAAAAACUUUUCUUAAAUUUGACAACAAAGAUAUUGGACAAUAAUUAGAGCAUGGAGUACGCGAUCCUUUUUUGUGGAUGGCUAUAAUUAAUGCUUUUUUCCGUAUUUCGGGAAAAAUUCCCUGCUGAACUGAAAAUUGAAAGAGAUGAUGCAACAGUGGUGACACAACAUCAAUACAUAACUUUAAGAAUUGUACGUGAAUUCCAUCUAUUCCUACUGACUGCUUAUUUUUUAGUUGUUUGAUCAUAUUACGUAGUAACAUCCGCAAUUGUAAAAGAAAUAGAAGUUAAGUUGUUUUGUGAAGAGUUUUGUUGGUUAGUAGUAACAGUGUUAGUAACAGCAGAAGAAGCAACUAGCAAAAAAUUUAGAAAACAUUUCUGCUUUACCAUUAUCCGUACACACAUUAACGUUUCCGUUCACUAAUUUACUAGGAUAAUCAAGAAAACCUUUACGAUAUUUACUUAAACUUUUCCAAAAAAGUUUCGAAUCUGAAAAUUGUGCUUUGAUUUUAUAAAAAUAACGAAAUUUAUCUCUGCGUAUUGAGUUUAGAACCUUAUUUCACAUUCUUUUAUAUUCGAUCGUUAGCAAAAGCGUUUGUUGACGUUUCAUUUUGUGAAAUUUUUUGUUUUUGUCUCGAACUAAUUUUCUUGUUGUUUUAGACGGCUUAAAACUAGGUCUGUUUUUCAAACGUACUUUUUUCAACGGUACACAAGCUUCUAUAGAAGUAGAAAAAUGGUCCAAAAGUAUUUCCGUUUUUUCAUUUACAUCGUUAGAAAGAUAAAAUUUGUUGUCUAUUCCAGAAACCAUUCUAUGCAGUGAAUUUAUAUCGCAAUUUUCAUAAUCUAAUCGAAAUCCUUUCAUUCACACUCUAUUUGAAAAUUAAAUUGUGCUUCUAGCAAAAAAUGUAGUGAUUUACCUAUUUCAGGGUGAGUUUUUGUACUUGGUUCAUCCCGUUCUUUCGUAUAAAAUAUAUUAUCGAUUUUUGUAUUUUUAUGAGUGGUGCAACAUUUAAAAGCACUUGUCAAAGAAAAUGUUUGAAGUAUUUGUUUAAAACCGUUCGGAGGAUUUGCCGUAUUUAUAUUGAAAUCACCUGAUAAAAUUAGAACAUCUUUCUUUAUAUUUUCAAGAAAAAACUUGAACAGAUUAUCAUUGUAGAUUUUUUGAGACGAUAGACGACGAUAAACAUUACAAAAAAGAACAUUCUAUUUCAUGCAACAUAGCCAUAGUUUAGUUAGAUGUAGCAACAAGAGAAUGUUGGAUUUCUUGACUUAUAUAAGUCACUUGUGAUUUAAUUAUUAAAAUCAUUCCUAUACAAUAAGUAUCGUGGAAUAGAAAUUUCUUGAUCAGAAAUAGAGCUAUCUGUGAAACUUUCCAGAAUUGAAAUAUUCCCAGUUUUUUCCUUAAGACCAUAGAUUUCAACUCGUCGAUGUAUUUUGGGAGGCUUUGUAACUUAUAUUAUGUGAAAAUAUUUUUAAAAAAGUUUUUGUUAUUGGAAGUAGUGAAGUGAGAGGGAAAGAUGAAUUCACCAACAAGUCAUCCGAACGUGCCUCUGCUGGUCAUAAACAACUAGAAAAACUAUCAUAUAUUACAUGACAACUAAACAAUUUUGGAUGUAGUCCAUCUUUUAACGGGAAAGCGACAAUUGGUCGAACGACACUUGGCCGAACGACAAUUGGUCGCAGACAACUGGUCGAAGCGACAACUGGGCUCUACGACAAUUAGUCGCACGGUAGAAUUGGUCGCAUGCAUAACAUUAACUAAAAAGGAAUUUUGGUCAAUAUGCCGUCUUAUGGGCUUAUCAGG